Guyanagaster necrorhizus is the source of this 1717-nucleotide messenger RNA. Its product is annotated as Metallo-dependent hydrolase. The transcript is spliced from 10 exons. NCBI's taxonomy places the organism in Eukaryota, Fungi, Basidiomycota, Agaricomycetes, Agaricales, Physalacriaceae. Bases 209 to 1684 code for a protein of 491 amino acids. Gene Ontology annotation, molecular function: N-acetylglucosamine-6-phosphate deacetylase activity. The record is from RefSeq and is a predicted model, not a curated record. Gene Ontology annotation, biological process: N-acetylglucosamine catabolic process.
GCAUUCUCGAGUGGCCUGUAUGCGUGGGUCGGGGACGAUGUAGAAGAUAGAGUAUUGAGAAAGUACGGAAAGCUUUGAAUUUAUCUUUAUUUCUUUCCCAGGAUUGCCACUGUUGCCGUGCACGUGCGUGCCAGGUUCUGCAAGUGACACCGAAGAAUGGCUGAGCCUUAUGGGCCACCGGAAUGCAAUAAAGGGCAGCUGAGGCUUCAUGAGUAGCCCAAUGUCCUCUGCCAACGGUCUCGUCUGCUUCACCAACUGUCUCCUCCCGCAAGAGGAUGGAACUCUGCUUCAAAAGGACCUUUGGAUUGAUCAAGUUCGGGGGGUCAUUCUGGAUGCUCAGCGGUCCUUUUAUUUGAGAAAAGAAAGGCCCGAGAAAGUGAUAGACCUGGGCGGGAACGUCCUCAGUCCAGGCCUCAUCGAUAUCCAAAUCAACGGAGCGUAUGGCUUUGAUUUCUCAGUGUUCGACGGCGAUGAGGAGACCUACAAAGGCGGCCUAGUCUCCGUCGCAGAGAAGAUUGUCGAAACAGGAGUCACUUCACUUGUUCCUACUAUUAUUACCCAAGAAAGGUCGCUCUAUCCCACCUUGCUCCGUCUCCUUCGGCCGUACAGCUCUCCCACGUCUGCGAACUUGUUGGGAUGGCAUGCAGAGGGCCCGUUCAUCGACAUGGCGAAGCGCGGUGCGCAUGCCCCGUCCUUCCUUCUCUCAGCCAAGGAGGGCUUCCGGUCUUUCGAGGACCUGUACGGCACCGCCAACUUGGCAGACAGCGAGGACUGGCUCAUGGAAGACUCGAUGGGUGUUCGCAUCAUCACUGCCGCUCCUGAGAUCGAGGGCGUUAUGCAGGCGGUGUCCGAGCUUGACAAGCGAGGCGUCGUGUUCUCCAUAGGACAUAGCAUCGCUACUUCUGAUAUAGCAACUUCUGCUGUACGAAAUGGAGCGAGGCUUAUCACCCAUCUCUUCAAUGCAAUGCCGCAGUUGCACCACCGGGACCCGUCCAUCAUCGGUCUUCUCGGGGCAUCUCCUCAUCUGGCUUCACCCUUUUCUCCUAUAACUGGACAGCCUUACUCUCCCAUGCAGGCGCCAGUGCCAAAGCGAACCCACUCUUUCAAGCUGAGUGUACCAGUAACUGGCUCGGAGGCCUUUGAUGAUGUUGUUACCCCUCCCCAAACGCCUCUGUUCGCCCGAUACCGUGACAAGAAAUCCCCUCCCAAGACCGGCGAGAACUAUGACUUCAUGAGGCCAUUCUACGAGCUGAUUGUUGAUGGAAUCCAUUCGCAUCCCAACUCUGUUAGGUUGGCUUACUCUGCGUAUCCUGAAGGCUGCAUCCUCAUCACGGAUGCUAUGAAGAUCCUAGAUCCCCAUCUCCACGAUGGGGUGCAUGAGUGGCGCGACGGUAAGCGCUUUGUGAAGGAAGGAGAUAAGCUAUACUUGGAGGGAACCGACACGCUUGCCGGAAGUGUUGUGACCCUAGAUAAAUGUGUCCGCAAUUUUACUCGGUUCACAGGCUGUGAUAUGGGGCAAGCUAUCAAGUGUGCGACCAUGAACCCCGCCAAGUGUUUGGGCAUCGAAGACAGAAAGGGAACGCUGCGACCGGGAGCCGACGCGGAUCUUGUCGUAUUGGAUAAACAGGGAUAUGUCCAGAGUACGUGGGUGAAAGGAAGGGAGCUGUGGACGAGGAGAGCGUGAUGAGUAAAUCUUUAUAUGUAUUGGACAGACUCU